AUGGACAAUUAAGAUAAUAAAAAUUGUUAAGAUAAUCAAUGUUGCGACAAAUAAAGUUGUUGUUAGGAGGAAUAAGUUUAAUAAAAACAAUAAUGUUGCACAAGCAACUCUUGUGAAUCAGAAGAAUAAGUCAAAAAUAAUGUAAAACAAAGAUAUGGAGAAAUCUGUGAAUAAACCAAACAAAUAAAUGCAGCCUCAUUUUGUGGGGUUGGAGGAUGUGGCAGUUCCUCAGGUUGUGGAACCAUAGAUUAUGCUGUGUUUGCAGAAAAUUAUGAAAAACUUUCAGGAUAUGUUCCAGAAGCUGACUUAGGAUUAGGAUGUGGAAUUCCAACUGAAUUUGCACAAUUGAAGAAAGGAGAUAUAGUACUAGAUCUAGGAUCAGGAGCAGGAAAUGAUUGCUUUAUAGCCAGAGCUUUGGUUGGAGAAAGUGGAAAAGUUAUUGGAGUGGAUAUGACACCCAAUAUGAUCAGAAAGGCUUAGUUGAAUUCAGACAAAUACAAUUUCAGAAAUGUUGAGUUCAGAUAUGGGGAUAUUUCAGACUUACCCAUUUUAGAUAAUUUUGUUGAUGUUGCCAUCAGCAAUUGUGUUAUCAAUUUGGUACCAGACAAAAGAAAAGUAUUCUAAGAAAUCAAGAGAGUCUUGAAGUCGAAUGGUCAUUUCUCUAUAAGUGACGUACUUACAACUGGAGAUUUACCUUUGUCGAUAAGAAAGGCUUCAGAAUUGCAUGUUGGAUGUGUUUCAGGAGCUCUAAGAAAAGAUAUAUAGUUAAAGAUUCUUGAAGAAUUAGGAUUCAUAGACAUUUAGAUUAAGAAAGAGAAGGUGAUUGAUUUCCCUGAUGAGUUGAUGUUGAAAUAUGUUUCUUAGGAAGAGUUAAAGGAAUUUUAGAAUAGUGGAAUCAAAAUUAUAAGUGCAACCAUCUAUGCCAAAAAAUAAUGA
Messenger RNA from Paramecium tetraurelia, 936 nucleotides. RefSeq lists its product as uncharacterized. Gene Ontology annotation, molecular function: methyltransferase activity. The record is from RefSeq and is a predicted model, not a curated record. The transcript has a single exon. Lineage: Eukaryota; Ciliophora; Oligohymenophorea; Peniculida; Parameciidae.